AGCCGCCUACGCAGACCGGCACACCAAAAACCUGGAGGCAGAAACGCAAGCGCAAUCUCCAUCGCUGACCUCGUAAAGUACUCGUACGUCUCCGACACUGGCUCGCAUACCCGGUUGUACCUCAACGUCAUUUCUCAACUUGUUCUGCAAUUGUCGCCUAAUCAUGUGGUAGAGAAGGUACUUGGAUUGGCACUGGAAAAGUAUGGCGGGGGACUCUGCAGUACUAUAUCAGAUAGCUAA
Molecule: messenger RNA, 240 nt
Organism: Alternaria burnsii
Lineage: Eukaryota; Fungi; Ascomycota; Dothideomycetes; Pleosporales; Pleosporaceae
Exons: 1
Source: RefSeq, a predicted model, not a curated record